Messenger RNA from Lactuca virosa, 1673 nucleotides. The record is from the annotation of a GenBank genome assembly. Lineage: Eukaryota; Viridiplantae; Streptophyta; Magnoliopsida; Asterales; Asteraceae.
AUGAAUAUGGAGAGCAAACAACAAAGGCAUCUUCAAAGGAGGUUGUGGCCUUUCCUCGUCUCAAGUCCAUUGAACUGGAAAAUCUACAAGAUCUCAUGGGUUUUCUACUUAGGGAAGAAUGAGAUCCAGUGGCCUUCAUUGGAUAAGGUUAUGAUCAAGAAUUGCCCAGAAAUGAUGGUGUUUGCAUCUGAUCAGUCAACAGCUCCCAAGCGCAAGUAUAUAAAUACAAGCUUUGGCAUAUAUGGGAUGGAGGAGGUACUUGAAACUCAAGGGAUGAACAACACUAAUGAUGACAAUUGUUGUGAUGAUGGAAAUGAUGGAAUUCCAAGACUAAAUAAUGUUAUUAUGUUUCCAAAUAUAAAGAUAUUGCAAAUCAGCAAUUGUGGCAGUUUGGAACAUAUAUUCACAUUCUCUGCACUUGAAAGCCUGAUACAGCUCAAAGAGUUAACAAUAGCGGAUUGCAAGGCAAUGAAAGUGAUUGUGAAGGAGGAAUAUGAUGUAGAGCAAACAAGGGCAUCGAAGGCCGUGGUCUUUUCUUGUCUAAAGUCCAUUACACUAUGUCAUCUACCAGAGCUGGUGGGUUUCUUCUUGGGGAAGAAUGAGUUCUGGUGGCCUUCAUUGGAUAAGGUUACCAUCAUUGAUUGCCCACAAAUGAUGGUGUUCACACCUGGUGGGUCAACAACUCCCCACCUCAAGUACAUACACUCAAGCUUAGGCAAACAUAGUCUUGAAUGUGGCCUUAAUUUUCAAGUCACAACUGCUGCAUAUAGUCAGACCCCAUUCCUGAGUUCGUGCCCUGCUACUUCAGAAGGGAUGCCUUGGUCCUUUCAUAAUUUGAUCGAAGUAUCUUUGAUGUUUAAUGAUGUUGAGAAGAUUAUUCCAUCCAAUGAGUUGCUACAUCUGCAAAAGCUGGAAAAGGUUCAUGUAAGGCAUUGUAAUGGGGUAGAGGAGGUAUUUGAAGCAUUGGAAGCAGGGACAAAUAGUAGUAUUGGUUUUGAUGAAUUGUCACAAACUACUACUCUUGUCAAACUUCCAAACCUAACACAAGUGGAGUUAGAGUAUCUAGAUUGUCUGAGGUAUAUAUGGAAGACCAAUCAGUGGACAGCAUUCGAGUUUCCAAACCUAACAACAGUCAUUAUCAGAGAAUGUCAUGGGUUAGAACAUGUAUUUACUACUUCCAUGGUUGGUAGUCUGUUGCAACUCCAAGAGCUACAUAUAUAUAACUGCAAAUAUAUGGAGGAGGUAAUCGCCAGGGAUGCAGAUGUUGUAGAAGAAGAAGAAGAAGAUGAUGAUGAUGACAAAAAAGGAAAGACAUCACAUUACCUUUUCUAAAAACUGUAACACUUGCUAGCCUUCCCCGUCUUAAGGGGUUUUGGUUAGGGAAGGAGGAUUUUUCAUUCCCAUUAUUGGAUACUUUAAGUAUUGAGGAAUGCCCAGCAAUAAUGACUUUCACCAAGGGCAAUUCUGCUACUCCUAAGCUAAAAGAAAUUGAAAAGGGGAAGAUAUCAACUCCAUUAUAAAGAUCAAAUAAGAGGUAAGUAGACGUUUUCUGCUAUAAUAACUCUUAAAAUACAUUAAAAAAAUUUGUCAUGUAUAUUUUUUCUUAUGGACAAAAGCCAGACAUUCUUUAUAUUUUUAACUGAAUAUUUUAUAUCUUAUUCAGGAAUUCAGUA